Molecule: messenger RNA, 819 nt
Organism: Macrobrachium nipponense
Lineage: Eukaryota; Metazoa; Arthropoda; Malacostraca; Decapoda; Palaemonidae
Product: skin secretory protein xP2-like
Exons: 2
Coding region: 143-706 (187 amino acids)
Source: RefSeq, a predicted model, not a curated record
UUGUGGCACUGAGGAGGAGCCUUCAUCCGACUAACCGUGAUGGUGACGCGCGGGGAUUUUUGACGUAUAUAAAGGAGGAGGAGGACUUCUUCCAAGCACAGUUCUUCCUCGUCCCUCAGCGAAGGCAAACUUACUUUACAACAUGAGAUUCCUGGUAUUUGUGUGCUUGGUAGCCAUGUGCUGCGCCCUUCCCCAGAGGACUCCAGCCGUAGCUGGAAGACCAGCUGCUGAGGGAAGUGGCUCCAGCAGAUCUCCCGUCGCUGAGGCAAAGCCUGCAAAGGCUGAGGCUGCUGAAGUAAAGCCUGCAAAGGCUGAAACUGCUGAAGUAAAACCUGCAAAGGCUGAGGCUGCUGAAGUAAAGCCUGCAAAGGCUGAAGGUGCUGAAGAACCCGUUGCUGCUGCCGAUGCCGAAGCCAGAGAAGUAGCUGAAUCUGAAGUUCCUGAGGCAGGUGCUGCCGAAGCUGAAGCUACUGAAGGUGGUGCUACCGAGGCAGAAGCUGCUGAGGCCAACGAAGCUGGUGGUGCUGCCGAAGCUGAAGCUGCCGAAGCUGAAGCUGCCGAGGCUGAAGCUGCCGAAGCUGAAGCUGCCGAGGGUGGUGCCGCCGAAGUUGAAGCUGCUGAGGCUGAAGCUGCCGAGGCUGGCGCUGAGACCGAAGCUGCUGAAGCUGAGGCCGCUGAAGCUGAAGCUGAAGCUGGUAGAGCGUAGGAAGAGCUCUUAACUUUAAGCUCGUUAUUGUCUUGUGUGUCAAUAUUUUAUUAGGAAACGUGCGUUUAUUAAUGUUAUAAAUUACCAAAGCGAUAUUAAACCAAAAUGAUUGA